AGUAGUCUAAAACCAGGUUUGGCUUUCACUGCAACUUUUUCUGAAAAUGGAGUACGAUUUGGGGUGGGUGGUUUUCACAGCAUUGUUGGGUGGUAUUGUUGGGAUAUAUGGUUUCCUAAAGAAAGCAAAUGAGUGGUUUUAUGUUAGCAGUUUGGGUGAAAAGCAGAAGACACUCCCUCCAGGUGACAUGGGUUGGCCUUUCAUUGGUAAUAUCUUGUCUUUCCUCAGAGCUUUUAAGAAUGGUGAUCCUGAUUCUUUCAUCGCCAGUUUUGCCACCAGAUUCGGGCAGGCUCGGGUAUACAGAGCCUUCAUGUUUGGAAACCCUACAAUCAUAGUUACGACGCCUGAGACGUGCCGGAAAGUACUGAUGGAUGAUGAACACUUUGGCCCUGGUUGGCCUAAAUCAGUCACAGCACUAUUUGGAAAGAAAGCACUUCAUGGAGUCUCCAUUCAAGAACACAAGCGUCUUCUUCGCCUAACAGCUGCUCCGAUCAAAGGCCAUGAAGCAUUAUCAGUGUACCUUGAUUAUAUCAAACACAUUGCGAAAACUUCAUUCGAUGAAUGGGCUAGUAUGGAGCAGCCAAUCGAGUUCAUAACAGAGAUGAGGAAGAUUACUUUCAAGGUGAUAAUGACCAUUUUUAUGAGCAGUGAAGUUGAUCCUAGAUCAAUGAAGGCCAUGGAAAAGGAGUAUACUCAGCUAUGCCAUGGACAUAAGGCCAUGACCAUUAAUCUCCCUGGGUUUGCUUACCACAGGGCAAUCAAGGCACGGAAAAAUUUGAUAAAAUUAUUUCAAGCUGUUGUGGAUGAACGAAGGACGAUGAUAAAGAGUAAUCAAUCAAAGGCAAAGAAAGAUAUGUUGGAUUUAAUGAUCGAAACUGAAGAUGAUGAUGGUAGGAAACUGAGUGAUGAGGAGAUCAUAGACUUGAUAAUUGCGUACUUGUUCGCUGGUCACGAGUCUUCUGCUCAUGCUGCGACAUGGACAAUUAUCUUCCUACAGAAGCAUCCACAAUUCUUCAAAACUGCCAAGGAAGAGCAGGAGGAGAUCAUAAGAAGAAGACCACCCACAGAAACUGGGCUUAGCCUUAAGGAAAUUAGACAAAUGGAAUACCUCUCUAAAGUGAUUGAUGAAACACUCCGCUUGGCUAACCUCUCUUUCGUACUUUUUCGGGAGGCAAGGACCGAUGUUAGCAUCAAUGGUUACAACAUACCUAAGGGAUGGAAGGUUUUGGCUUGGAUUCGACAUAUCCAUAUGAAUCCUGAAAUUUACCCAAACCCGAGAGAAUUUAAUCCGUCGAGAUGGGAUGAUCGUAGGACCAAACCAGGAGGAUACAUUCCCUUUGGAGCAGGAAGUAGGUUAUGCCCUGGAGCAGAUUUGGCUAAGCUUGAAGUUUCGGUGUUUCUUCAUUAUUUUCUCCUUGACUACAAGCUUGAGCUACUCAAUCCAGGGUGUGGGGUAACAUACUUACCAAUACCAAGACCAUCAGAUAAUUGUUUGGCAAGAAUCACGAAGAUCUCGAAAUCAACGGCAUAAAAUACACAACGUAUUACUUUUCGAAAAGAAAAGGAUAGUGUAAAAUUAAUGUAUUGCAACUUAUCAAUGCUUACCCCCCUACC
Ilex paraguariensis (yerba mate) is the source of this 1614-nucleotide messenger RNA. NCBI's taxonomy places the organism in Eukaryota, Viridiplantae, Streptophyta, Magnoliopsida, Aquifoliales, Aquifoliaceae. The record is from the annotation of a GenBank genome assembly.